AUCAGUGUAGCCCCAUCAGUGCCACCUGUCAUGCUCAUCAAUGCCACAUACCAGUGCCUAUCAGUGCACAUCAAUGCCACAUAUCAGUGCCUACCAGUGCCCAUUAAUGCCACAUCAGUGCCCAUCACAGCUGCCUUUCAGUACCCACUAUCAGUGCCAGUCAGUGCCACCUAUCAGUGCCAGACAUCAGUGCCGCCUAUCAGUGCUAGUCAGUGCCACCUAUCAGUGCCCGUCAGUGCCGCCUAACAGUUCCAAUCAGUGCUGCCUAACAGUUCCAAUCAGUGCUGAAUAUCAGUGCCAGUCAAUGCUGCCUAUC
This is a messenger RNA of Staurois parvus, 316 nucleotides long. The record is from the annotation of a GenBank genome assembly. NCBI's taxonomy places the organism in Eukaryota, Metazoa, Chordata, Amphibia, Anura, Ranidae.